Molecule: messenger RNA, 378 nt
Organism: Rhodotorula graminis WP1
Lineage: Eukaryota; Fungi; Basidiomycota; Microbotryomycetes; Sporidiobolales; Sporidiobolaceae
Exons: 3
Coding region: 1-378 (125 amino acids)
Source: RefSeq, a predicted model, not a curated record
AUGCUCCGCUCCGCCCUGCGCAGCAUCUUCAAGGGCAGCUCAGCCGCCAAGCCGGCCGCCCCCGUCGCCGCAGCUCCGACCGCGUCCUCAUCAGCUGCGACAACUCUCGGGACCUCUCAAGCGCCGUCAACCGCUCGUGCGGGCCCAGUCACUGCUGCAGACGCGACGCUCGAGGCGACGGCGCCGCCACCACACUCCGACUCGACCCCGCAGGCCAAGCCCGCCGUCCGCUCGCCGACAGACCCAGCGUCCGACUACCAGCGCCGCCUCGAGGAGCGCUUCGGUGGGCAAGACGCGAGCGCGCUCGGCACGCUCGUCAACGGGCAGCCCGAGGGUCUCGCGCCGAACGUCAAGCGCAACAUGUUCCGCGUUAUCUAG